Messenger RNA from Drosophila innubila, 3235 nucleotides. RefSeq names its product dynamin-like 120 kDa protein, mitochondrial (gene Opa1). Gene Ontology annotation, biological process: mitochondrial fusion. The transcript has 14 exons. Gene Ontology annotation, molecular function: GTP binding; microtubule binding; GTPase activity. NCBI's taxonomy places the organism in Eukaryota, Metazoa, Arthropoda, Insecta, Diptera, Drosophilidae. The coding region runs from base 130 to 3054 and encodes 974 amino acids. Gene Ontology annotation, cellular component: mitochondrial membrane; cytoplasm; microtubule. The record is from RefSeq and is a predicted model, not a curated record.
UAAGUAACAGGUACGUGAUAAACGCUCAUCACUAUUAUGAAGUUUUUGUAGGAAAAAAAAUUGAAAAUAAUAUAAAUUAUUAUAAAGGCAUAGCAGACUGUGUGAAAACUGUAGCCUUAAUUUGCAAUAAUGUUACGCAUCUAUCAGAACACAUACCGUCGAACUGCAAGAAAAGCUGUUGUUUAUUCUACGAAGGUUGCCUGCUGCAAUCAUUCCACACUAUGCAACAUCACCAGUCAAUCCCGGCGCACUGGAGCAGGAGGACACUGGGAACAGCACAGCAACCGCAACCAUCGAAGCCACGAGGAGUUUCUGCUGGGCGGCAACCAAGCGAGAGGCUGGACAAUUCCUCCUCAUUCUCGUGGAUAUGGCAUGUUUGUAGUUCGAAUUAUUAGAGGCGCUCUUAAGCUACGUUAUAUUGUUUUGGGUGGUGCCAUUGGCGGUGGCGUUUCAUUGAGCAAAAAAUACGAAGAUUGGAAGGAGGGUCUGCCUGAUCUGAAGUGGCUCGAGGAUGCACUGCCUCAGGGAGAGAGAUGGAGUCAAUUCUCAAGGAAUCUCAUUGAAGUGGGCAGUGUAGUUAAGAAUGCCAUUGACAUCGAUCCGAAGCUUAAGCAACUGGGCGAAGAUAAAUUGUCGGAAUGGCGCUCUUGGUUCGAUAAUCGUCUGGACGAUGCAAUUGAAGCGGCCGAUUAUCAAGGAACUCAAAUUGUCGAAACCAAGGAGGAUAUCAAGGCCAAGACAACGGUGGCAGCGCUGGGAAUUCCUGCAGACGAAAGUCGUAAAAAAUAUGAUAAACUGCAGACUCAAGUUGAGACGUUGCAGACUGAAAUAAUGAACGUUCAAAUCAAAUACCAAAAGGAGCUAGAGAAAAUGGAGAAGGAAAAUCGAGAGCUGCGCCAGCAAUAUCUGAUAUUGAAGACAAACAAGAAGACGAGUGCCAAGAGAAUUAAGAAAUCUCUCAUUGACAUGUACUCCGAAGUGUUGGACGAGCUAUCAGGCUACGACACUGGCUACACCAUGGCUGAUCAUUUGCCCCGAGUGGUUGUUGUUGGUGAUCAGAGCAGCGGCAAGACAUCUGUGCUAGAAUCCAUUGCAAAGGCGCGCAUCUUUCCGCGAGGCAGUGGCGAAAUGAUGACUCGUGCACCUGUCAAGGUAACACUGGCAGAGGGCCCAUAUCAUGUGGCCCAGUUUCGUGACACGGAUCGUGAGUACGAUCUUACCAAAGAGUCGGAUCUGGCAGAUCUUCGACGUGAGGUCGAGUUCCGCAUGCGCUCCUCUGUGCGUGGCGGCAAGACGGUAAGCAAUGAGGUGAUUGCCAUGACCGUCAAGGGACCAGGACUACAACGAAUGGUUCUCGUCGAUUUACCGGGUAUUAUUUCGACCAUGACUGUAGAUAUGGCAUCUGACACCAAGGACUCCAUACACCAGAUGACCAAGCAUUAUAUGAGCAAUCCAAAUGCGAUUAUACUGUGCAUACAGGAUGGUUCUGUUGAUGCAGAGCGCAGCAACGUCACUGACUUGGUCAUGCAAUGUGAUCCCUUAGGACGCCGCACUAUAUUUGUGCUAACUAAAGUCGAUCUGGCCGAAGAGUUGGCCGAUCCCGACCGAAUAAGGAAGAUAUUAUCGGGCAAACUGUUUCCCAUGAAAGCAUUGGGCUAUUAUGCCGUUGUGACGGGACGCGGACGCAAGGAUGACAGCAUAGAUGCUAUUAGACAGUAUGAAGAGGAUUUCUUUAAGAAUUCCAAACUGUUUCAUCGACGUGGGGUUAUCAUGCCACAUCAAGUGACUAGUCGUAAUCUGAGCAUGGCUGUGUCGGAUCGCUUCUGGAAGAUGGUGCGUGAAACUAUUGAGCAGCAGGCGGAUGCAUUUAAGGCAACCAGAUUUAAUUUGGAAACCGAAUGGAAAAACAACUUUCCCAGACUGCGCGAGUCUGGACGUGACGAGCUGUUCGAUAAGGCUAAAGGCGAAAUAUUGGACGAAGUGGUAACGCUCUCACAGAUCUCAGCCAAGAAAUGGGACGAUGCCCUCACUGCCAAGCUAUGGGAGAAACUAUCGAAUUACGUUUUCGAAAAUGUUUACCUACCCGCUGCACAGUCAGGUUCUCAAAAUUCCUUCAAUACGAUGGUAGAUAUUAAACUGCGGCAAUGGGCAGAGCAGGCGUUGCCGGCCAAAUCAGUUGAGGCUGGCUGGGAGGCAUUGCAGCAGGAGUUCAUAUCGCUGAUGGAGCGGGCAAAGAAGGCGCAUGAUCAUGACGGUGUGUUUGAUCAACUUAAAUCGGCCGUUGUGGAUGAAGCUAUACGCCGACAUAGCUGGGAGGAUAAAGCCAUUGAUAUGCUACGUGUGAUACAGCUAAACACAUUGGAAGAUCGCUUUGUGCACGACAAAACUGAGUGGGAUCUAGCUGUGAAAUUCCUGGAGAACUCCGUUACCAACAAACUCGUGCAAACCGAUGAAACAUUGGCGCAAAUGUUUGGACCUGGACCAUGGACGCGCUUUGCCCACUGGAAGUCAUUGACACAGGAUCAGCAGAAGAGACGCAGUGUCAAGGGAGAACUAGACAAGAUACUCAAAAAUGAUGUGAAACAUUUGCCCACCUUAAGUUAUGAUGAGCUGACGACGGUGCGCAAGAAUCUGCAGCGGGAUAAUGUGGAAGUGGACACGGAUUACAUACGUCAAACGUGGUUCCCAGUCUACAGAAAACAUUUCCUGCAGCAGUCGCUGCAACGUGCCAAGGAUUGCCGCAAGGCGUAUUACCUUUACACACAACAAGGCACAGAGUGCGAGAUAUCCUGCAGCGAUGUGGUACUGUUUUGGCGCAUACAACAGGUCAUCAAGGUGACGGGCAAUGCGUUGAGGCAGCAGGUUAUCAAUCGGGAAGCGCGACGCUUAGAUAAGGAGAUCAAGGCGGUGCUUGAUGAGUUCAGCGAAGAUGAGGAGAAGAAGGCACAUCUGCUUACGGGCAAACGAGUGCAGCUGGCCGAGGAACUUAUCAAAGUGCGACAGAUACAAGAGAAACUGGAGGAGUUCAUUAAUUCAUUGAAUCAGGAGAAAUAGAAUAAAUGGUGUGCCAUGACCAAAGACACAACUGCGUUAUCUAUUUAAUGUUUUAAUUUAAGCUCAAAAACGUAUAUAAUCACAGUCACGGAUUGUUCAUAACGAUUUUCCUUACUAUUUACUUAGUUAUUACGCUUACUUUGUGCAGCAAAGAGUAAUAAACGAUUGUUAGUUUGUAUAU